AUGGCCGGAAGCAGAAAGCUGCCCAGCGAGCGCACAAUCGCCUUUGCCGUCUCCAUCGUUCGUUCCAAACCACCAGAGCUGACGAUUGCUGAAUACAUCCAACUCCUCCGCCAGCACGUCGCCAAAGGCCGCCGCGAGAAUGCGCUCAGCUCAGCGUACCGCCACCUGGACCGCUCGUCGUACUGGCGUGCGGAGUUCGAGCGGAUGAAAGCUGCGCUCGAGUCGGUGGAGGGUGAGAAUGUUGAUCUCAAGCGUGAGGUUGAUGGGCUGAAGGAGAAAGUAGCGAGUGCGAAGCAAGGUCCUGUGAAGAAGCGGAAGCGGGUAGAUGAGGAUGUCAUUCCUGUGCCCAGGUCUCCGAAGAAGGCGAGGAGGGAUGAUGGAGGUGGGAAGAAGGAUGAUGCGCUCUUGAACCUGGAACUUGAUCUGGAAUUGACGGGUGCUGGAGAUGCCGGCAAUACGAUUAUGCGCAGCUUCUUCCAAGUGCAUUCACUACUGAAAUCUCGUCAAACCAUCGACCCUCCAGCUCUGGCGUAUCAGCUGGUGGAGGCUGCAGAAGUGCUCCCGCGAGCCUUGUCUGAGGCAAUAGCAUCACCCAGCUCGGCUGGCCAGACUGCAGAAACUUUCUCGUCGGUCAUCGUCGCCACCGGUAGGUCAUUUCGCUCCCUGGUGAUUGGCUUCAACAAGCUUGGUCAGGUCUCCGAUGGAGCUGAGCGCCGAGUCACCUAUGCUCUGGUCCAGAUGUAUGAGAAGCUGCUUGGUCUUUUCGAGGACACGUCGGCUGCUGAGCUACAUGGCACGGGUCAAACCACCGUCGCACAGGACCGGUCCCUAAGUAAAAAGGCAAAGCAGCCAGCCAACCCAACGGUGAAAGAUGUUUCUUGCCUGAAUGCUUUGACCAAACUCCUCUGCAACAUGCUUGACGUGCUUGAUGCGAAGAGUGAGUCGCACAAGACAUUGUUUGAAGGAUUCGCAUACGUUGUACUCAACAGUCUCGGUCCUAAGCUCUACGCCAUCGUCUUCGGAGACCAGCGGAGACAGAGUGUUGCGGAUGAGAUCGCCAACAUCUCCUACUUGGAAGAAUUUGAAGAAGGCGCUGAGACCGUUCCCAAACCAGAGACGACGGCGGUCCAGAUCGCCAAGCUCCAAGCACCAUAUCUGAUCCAUCUACUCAACCACAUGAUGACCGCGGCUCCUGCUCAUCUCGGCGCAAUCAUCAGCGCGAAGACCGGCAAGCCGAAGGCAGCGAACAACAAGGGCUCGCUGAAGGGUGCGCUGACAAUUGUGGCCAAGGAGCGGCUGCAGAGAACGCUGGUGAGCUGCAUGUUUGCCCAGGAGGAUGCGGACGAGAACGAUCCCUUCAAGGACUGCUUGAGUAUGCCAGUCAGCGGCGGGCCAGCACUGCCGAUGCCCAAGCUCAAGGGGAGGGACGUGAAAGAGUGGUUCCAGGAAGAAGUGUGGCAGCUGCUCGGGUGGGAGAUCUUGUCGAGAGAGGCGUGA
Messenger RNA from Saxophila tyrrhenica, 1497 nucleotides. RefSeq lists its product as uncharacterized. Lineage: Eukaryota; Fungi; Ascomycota; Dothideomycetes; Mycosphaerellales; Extremaceae. The record is from RefSeq and is a predicted model, not a curated record. Bases 1 to 1497 code for a protein of 498 amino acids. The transcript has 3 exons.